Molecule: messenger RNA, 785 nt
Organism: Fusarium verticillioides 7600
Lineage: Eukaryota; Fungi; Ascomycota; Sordariomycetes; Hypocreales; Nectriaceae
Exons: 3
Coding region: 39-785 (248 amino acids)
Molecular function (GO): O-methyltransferase activity
Source: RefSeq, a predicted model, not a curated record
CAACAAUUGACUUACCAUGGAAGAACGCAGGAAGCUAUAUGAAAAGUAUCCAUCAAUGCGGAAGCUGGAAGAGCUUGGGGACGCAUACGUCGAGUGGAAUGAUGGUCGUGAAGCUGUUCUCCUACGCUGGCUUUACGACCAUCCAAACUUCCCAAGUAUGCGUAACAAUCAAUCCCUUGGUCAUCUGCGAAGCCAUGGAUGAAUUCGCCGCUCAGCGAGACUUCCUGAUCAACAUUGGCCCUGACAAAGCAGGAAAGAUCGCCGCUCUUAUUGCCGAGACCAAACCCAGAAUCUUUGUUGAGCUGGGCGGUUAUGUUGGUUACUCGGCGCUAUUCUUGGGAAACGCGUUGAGGAAUGCACAAAAGGACAGCCAUGACGCUACGAACAACAUCGUCUACUGGAGCCUGGAAGCCGAUCCGGUUUUCGCAGAUAUUAUAAUGAACAUUGUCGAUCUAGCAGGACUAUCAGAUGUCGUAAAGGUGAUUACGGGAAAGGCUGCUGAUUCCCUUACUCGACUGAAGGAAGAAGGAAAGCUCGAAACUGUGGAUAUGUUGUUUCUGGAUCACGUUGAAGACUUGUAUGUCACGGAUCUACAGGUCGCCGAAUCACUAGGAUUGCUCAAGAUGGGGAGCCAUAUUGUGGCAGAUAAUGUCCUUCGUCCUGGGGCACCUGAGUACAAACAGUAUGUCAAGGGACAUAAGUCCAUGGAGACUCGAGCGAUUAUGGGUCUGAUUAUCCCUGGAGAGUUCGAGGAUGAGAUUGAGGUGACAGAGUACAAGGGUUAG